GGAGCGUGUGGUGGGCGUGGUUUGGUGAGCCCUAGAAGCACCUGUCUAUCUCCAAGCUGCGGGUCGAGACGAACGAUUGAGGGUCAGUUGGAAAACAAGGGGAAAAAGCAGCUUGUGCUGAUCAGUUCGCUUGCAUCACAUCGAGAUCAGCAUCCUAUGGGAUGAGUCGCUUAUAAAGGCUAAAAUGAUUCGCGACCACUGCGGCUUUCUGACAGAGUAGAGAAGUGCGCGUGCACCACAAGGAGGCCGGCGAGAUCUGAAGGUCCAGUGGUGUUGCGGCGGAUUCUCGUUGGCUUACGUUGCCCAGCUGUGCUCUGUGACCAGCACACACCCACCCCCUACAUCAUACCUCACGGUCAUCCUUGACUGCCGUAAUGGCAAAUGGAGGUUUAUCUGGUGGUGGAAACGUCAAUAGCAGCAGUAAACCGAGGAAUCUGGCAUCCUCUCUGGAGCUCGACUCAUCCCUGGAUCACAGUGUCCAGACCCGGAUAUUCAAGAUUAUAGUGAUCGGAGACUCGAACGUGGGAAAGACGUGCCUCAGCUUCCGCUUCACCGGGGGAAGCUUUCCUGAUAAAACGGAGGCUACUAUAGGUGUUGACUUCAGGGAAAAAACGGUCGAAAUAGAAGGGGAAAAAAUCAAGGUACAAGUGUGGGACACAGCAGGUCAAGAGCGAUUUCGCAAGAGCAUGGUGGAGCAUUACUACCGCAACGUACAUGCUGUGGUCUUUGUGUACGAUGUCACAAAGAUGGCUUCCUUCGAGAACCUCAAGACCUGGAUCCAGGAGUGUAAUGGCCAUCACGUUUCACCCUGUGUGCCUCGUGUGCUGGUGGGCAACAAGUGUGACCUAGUGGACCAAAUCCAGGUACCCUCCAACAUGGCCCUCAAGUUUGCUGACUCCCACAACAUGCUGCUUUUCGAGACUUCUGCCAAAGACCCCAAGGAGAGCCAAAACGUAGAGUCCAUUUUCAUGUGCCUAGCUUGCCGUCUAAAGGCUCAGAAGUCUCUGUUGUAUAGAGAUGUGGAGAGGCAAGAGGGCAAAGUGAAGCUCAGUGAUGAAUCGACCAUCAAGAACGCCUGUCCGUGCUGAGGAUGGAUGGUCUAGAGUUUUUAGAUAACAAGAAUGUGCCUGCAUUGUGUUGCUGACUUGAUCCAAUCAAACCGCUUUUACAAUCCUUUUUUUUUUAAUUAUUAUUAUUUUUAAAUUUCCAUUUCCUGUCUGCAAGUGAUAUUGAUCCCUUUGUUCUGUUCUUGGAGAGUUCCCUUUUUAAAGUGAUUGCUGAAAGCCAAGGCGGCUGCUGUCCAUUUGUUUUCUUUCACUACAACUUUGGGCAUCCUGCCCAAGAAUGGAUUUUUUUUCCAUUUCAGAAAUGCUUGAUGUAAAUCACGUGGAUCCGACAACUGUGCUUUUAACCUUUUUAUGAAUGGGAUUGAUUUGGUAUACCUCUUGCUUUUCAAGAGAAGUGAUGCUUUCAUUUUGUUUUUUCGAUUGUUACGUUACAUCACUUUGUGUGGGUUCAAUAUAAAUUUAAUAAAAAAACAAAAUGACUUAC
This is a messenger RNA of Polypterus senegalus (gray bichir), 1551 nucleotides long. RefSeq names its product RAB33A, member RAS oncogene family (gene rab33a). The record is from RefSeq and is a predicted model, not a curated record. Gene Ontology annotation, biological process: Rab protein signal transduction. Gene Ontology annotation, molecular function: GTP binding; GTPase activity. The coding region runs from base 375 to 1088 and encodes 237 amino acids. Gene Ontology annotation, cellular component: endosome; Golgi apparatus. NCBI's taxonomy places the organism in Eukaryota, Metazoa, Chordata, Cladistia, Polypteriformes, Polypteridae. The transcript has 2 exons.